This is a messenger RNA of Myotis myotis, 3031 nucleotides long. Its product is annotated as zinc finger protein 708-like. The transcript has 5 exons. NCBI's taxonomy places the organism in Eukaryota, Metazoa, Chordata, Mammalia, Chiroptera, Vespertilionidae. The record is from RefSeq and is a predicted model, not a curated record. Bases 320 to 2899 code for a protein of 859 amino acids. Gene Ontology annotation, biological process: regulation of cytokine production; regulation of immune system process; negative regulation of transcription by RNA polymerase II.
CCUUGCAGACGGAAGCGGCUGUGGAGGGGAAGGUGGCGGUUCCCGCUGAGGAGGGUGUUUGUCUUUAAAGCUGACGCUCCCCGUCCCCCUCCCCGCAGGGAAGGCUGAGGGCGCUGCCGGCGCUGAAGUCCUUGUUGGGGUCCCCGCCCCGGACCCUCUCAGCGGUCCUUCUGACUGUGAGUGUGAGGUGAGCUGAUUAACAGGCUGUGGGGACGCCUUUGAAAGCCCAUUCUGUGACUCCUCAACAUAGUGUCACCUGAGGAAACAUCCCGACCCCGAUCAAGACCAGGACCAGGACCAGGACCACGAUCAGGACCAAAUGGCUGCUUCUCAGGAACCGUUGACCUUCAGGGAUGUGGCCAUAGAUUUCUCUCAGGAGGAGUGGGAAUGCCUGGACCCAUUACAGCAGAAAUUGUACCUGGAGGUGAUGUCGGAGAACUACAGCAACCUGGCCUCCCUGGCUAUGUCAUCUGAAGAUGACCAGGCCUUUAUUCCAAAGUCCGGAAUACAAGAUUUAUUCUCUGAAAAAGUACUGAGUACAUAUAAUGGAGACCAAAGUUAUCAGUGGUAUGAACAUUGGAAAAACUUUAAGCAAGAGUCAUACUUUAAUAAUCAGUGGAGAAGCGAGCUUCCAGAGGACCAUUAUAAAAGUGGAAAAGUCAUUGACCAAAUGUCCAGUCACACUACACAUCAAGUUAUUCCUAUUGUGGAGAAGACAUACAAAGGCAGUAAAUAUGUCCAGUCUUUUCAGCAGUUUUCAAAUUACACUGAACAAGAGAAUAUUCAUAUCGGGGAGGAGGCUGAGAAAUGGAAUCCUUGUGGUAGAAUCUCCAGUCAAAUAUUCAAUCUAAAUAAAAUGGAAAAAAUCCAUAAUGGAGAAAAAACUUAUAAAUGUAAAGAUUCUGGUAGAACAUCUAAUUGGCCUUCAGGUUGUACUCUAAAUCAGAGAAUUCAGAUUGGAGGGAAGUCUUACAAAUGUAAAGCAUGUGGCAAAGCCUUCAAAUGUCAUUCUUCUCUUAUUGUACAUAAGGGAAGAAUUCAUACUAUAGCAAACUUUCACAAACUGGGGGAAAAUGCAAAAGGCUUUAGUCAGUCCUCAAGACAUACUCAACAUCAUAGAAAUCAUACAGGAGAAAAGUCUUAUAAAUGUUCAGAAUGUGACAAAGCCUUUACCCGGAGCUCAACCCUUAGUAUUCAUAUGAGAAUUCACACUGGAGAGAAACCUUAUGACUGUAGAGAUUGUGGCAAAGCCUAUGGAAGCUCCUCAGACCUUACUAAGCAUCAGAGAGUUCAUACUGGAGAGAAGCCUUAUAAAUGUAGAGAAUGUGGCAAAGCCUUUAGAUGGUCCUCAGAUCUUACUAAGCAUCAGAGAGUUCAUACUGGAGAACAGCCUUAUAAAUGUAGAGAAUGUGGCAAAGCCUUUUCACUGUCCUUAUACCUUACUAAGCAUCAGAGAGUUCAUACUGGAGAGAAGCCUUACAUAUGUGGAGAAUGUGGCAAAGCCUUUACACUGUCCUUAUACCUUAGUAGGCAUCAGAGACUUCAUACUGGAGAGAAGCCCCAUAAAUGUGGAGAAUGUGGCAAAGCCUUUAGAUGGUUCUCACACCUUACUAUGCAUCAGAGAGUUCAUACUGGAGUGCAGCCUUAUAAAUGUAGAGGAUGUGGCAAAGCCUUUAGAUGGUCCUCAGACCUUACUACGCAUCAAAGAGUUCAUACUGGAGAAAAACCUUAUAAAUGUAGAGAAUGUGGCAAAGUCUUUAGCCGGCCCUCAACCCUUAGUAUUCAUCAGAGACUUCAUACUGGAGAGAAGCUUUAUAAAUGUAAUGAAUGUGGCAAAGCCUUUACACAGUCCUCACACCUUACUUCUCAUCAGAAAAUUCACACCGGUGAGGAGUCUUAUAAAUGUAGGGAAUGUGGCAAAAUCUUCAGUGGAGCAUCAGAACUUACUUAUCAGAGACUUCACGGUGGAGAGAACCCUUAUAUAUGUAGAGAAUGUGGCAAAACCUUCAGUGUAGCAUCAUACCUUACUUAUCAGAAAGUUGACACUGGAGAAAAGCCUUAUAAAUGUACUGAAUGCGGCAAAGUCUUUAGCCAGUCCUCACACUUUACUUGUCAUCAAAGAGUUCACACAGGAGAGAAACCUUAUAAAUGUAGAGAAUGUGGCAAAGCCUUUGGCAGCUCCUCGGGCCUUACUAGGCAUCAGAGAGUUCAUACCGGAGAGAAACCUUAUAAAUGUAGAGAAUGUGGCAAAGCCUUUAGAUGGUCCGCAGAUCUUAUUCCACAUCAGAGAGUUCAUACUGGAGAAAAACCUUAUAAAUGUAGAGAAUGUGGCAAAGCCUUUAGAAGAUCCUCAGAUCUUUCUAAUCAUCAGAGAGUUCAUACUGGAGAAAAGCCUUAUAAAUGUAGAGAAUGUGGCAAAACCUUUACACUGUCCUUAUAUCUGACUAGGCAUCAAAGAGUUCAUACGGAAGAGAAGCCUUACAUAUGUGGAGAAUGUGGCAAAGCCUUUACACUGUACUCAUACCUUACUAGGCAUCAGAGACUUCAUACUGGAGAGAAGCCUCAUAAAUGUGUAGAAUGUGGCAAAGCUUUUAGAUGGUCCUCACACCUUACUACGCAUCAGAGAGUUCAUACUGGAGAAAAACCUUAUAAAUAUAGAGACUGUGGUGAAGUCUUUAGCCAGCCCUCAACCCUUAGUAUUCAUCAGAGAGUUCAUACUGAAGAGAAACUUUAUAAGUGUAAUGAAUGUGGCAAAGCCUUUACAGAGUCCUCAGACCUUACUUCUCAUCAGAGAAUUCAUACCGGAGAGGAAUAUUGUAGAGAAUGGCAAAAUCUUGAGUGGAGCAUCAGACCUUACAUAUCAGAGACUUCACAAUGGAGAGAACCCUUAUAUAUGUAGAGAAUGUGGCAAAACCUGCAAUGUAACAUCAUACCUUAUCAGAGUUCACACCGGAGAGAAGUCUUAUAAAUGCAGAGAAUGUGGCAAAUCCAUUGGCAGUUCUUCAAAAUUUAUUUUGAAGAGGGAAAAAAC